Ostrea edulis (European flat oyster) is the source of this 7407-nucleotide messenger RNA. RefSeq names its product zinc finger protein castor homolog 1-like. Gene Ontology annotation, biological process: positive regulation of transcription by RNA polymerase II; regulation of neuron differentiation. Gene Ontology annotation, cellular component: nucleus. The record is from RefSeq and is a predicted model, not a curated record. Gene Ontology annotation, molecular function: RNA polymerase II transcription regulatory region sequence-specific DNA binding; DNA-binding transcription factor activity, RNA polymerase II-specific. Bases 323 to 5236 code for a protein of 1637 amino acids. NCBI's taxonomy places the organism in Eukaryota, Metazoa, Mollusca, Bivalvia, Ostreida, Ostreidae. The transcript is spliced from 10 exons.
GUAGUUGCACACUAGUCAGGUUGUCAUGGAAAUGACCAAAUUCACAGGUAUAUUGAACACAGGUAUUGAAUACCUAAUAACAAUUUGAUUUGGUGUAAGCGGAUAGGAAUUGCGUCCUGGGACAAGUAGAAGAAAGAGAAACUGGUACAUAGUGUUUGCAUGGAAACUAGCUGCUGAAUUAGCUUUUAUUGAUAGAUCCAUACAUUUAUCUCCAGGCUUGAAUAGUUAGAGUCAUACCUGUAUAAUUCUCCCAGGAUCGAGUACAUUAGAACAGAGAAAUGAUAGGAAAUUUGUGAAGAAUAAGUGUGCAGAAGAGAGGAAAAUGACUGCAAAGGUGAAAGUCAGAACUCUUGAUGCAAUAUGUGCAAAGUUAAAAUCAAUAAAUGGGGAAGAAAAUUCUGAAAAUGUACCUGAGAAAAAGGCAUUACUGGAAGAAAAUGACACACAUGACCCAGUUGAAAAGGUUAAAGACAAUUUAGAAACUCUUAGAAAUAAUGGGGUACAUGAAGAAAAAACCCUGAAAGAAAUUGAAAAGGACAACAAUGUUAGCUCAUCUAGACGAAAAAGCAGAAAAGCUGCAGUACCCAGAAAUAUUGCACAAGUUAGAGAAAUACUAGAUAAGUUUGAUUGUGUGGAUGACAAUGAUGAACUAGCAGAAUAUGAAAUUAAUAAUCAAAACACAGACUUUCCACCUGAUGUGGAUGAAGAUACAAGUCUUGAAAAAGAUUUCAGCUAUUCUGAAAAGGAGGAUUUGUCGAAGUGCAUAGAUGAUGACGUGGAGGAUGAGAGUAGUCCAGUAUCUUUCAGUAUUAACAGCUCUCUUCACACCAGAAAACAAUCAAGAAAACCACGUAAGUCAAGACAGUCUUUCAACAACACCAGCACCACUGCACCACUUGAUCUCUCCAUAACCAAGUUAACAGAAGACAGCACCAAGUCAGAGGAAGAUUUUCAGGAAAUUAGUCAGUCUAGUCAGUCAUUGAUUAAUUCCAAUGAUAACCUAAGUGCUUCAUCUUCAAAUCUGGAUUCAUUAGGUAGUCCUUCUAAACCUGCUUCCUCAAAGUUCAAGGUCACUGAGAAAACAGAAAAGCAAGAAAUGACAGUUUUGAAAGACUAUGCAGAGUCUACAAUGAAUGAGUUAUUAUCAAUGUACGGCUUCAGUGGUGGAUCAGGAGACUCAGUAAUGCAACAUAUUCAAUCGCAUAACUUCACAUCAGAUCAAAUUCUUCAUGGGCAAAGUCCGCACGAUGUACCAAACUUGGAAAAUGCCACAUCUAUUCCUCCCCUCAUCUCGCCAGCUGCCAUUUGUAAUAAACAGGUUUCCAAGUCCCUGAAUAUGUUGACCUCAACAGAGAAAAAAGGCAUCUACACAAACUAUGUCAACCCAUCCACUAGUAAAAGCAACCAGUCUACCAAAAAUACAAAAUCACCCAGUGUUGAAGUGAUGAAGGAUGAUAAAUUUACAAACAGUGCAGCCUACAUUAAGGCAGUGUUCAACAACCAGAGCCCAGGUGGCUCUCCUAGUCCUAUCAAACACCCUGGACUUCCGGACUACUCUAAGUACCUUAAGAGAUUUAGCAGUGGUUCUGAGUGUAAAAUCAAAUAUUGUAAGGAGCUGGGAUAUCGAGAACAUUUCCACUGUAUGGACUGUAACUUCCGGGUCUUUGUAAAGAAGGAAGAGAUGGUACGCCACUACAAGUGGCAUCGUAAGAGGGAGGAGUCUCUUCAGCAUGGCUUCAUGCGGUACAGUCCCAUGGAUGACUGCUGUCAGAAGUAUGGCAGCUGUACCCACAAUGGCCGCCAGACUCACUACCAUUGCCUUCAGCCUAGCUGUGAUAAAGUUUACAUCAGUACAUCAGAUGUUCAAAUGCAUGCAAACUACCACAGGAAAGAUUCUGCUAUCAUACAGGAAGGAUUCCAGAGAUUCCGUGCCACAGAAGAUUGUGGGACACCAAUGUGCGCUUUCUAUGGGCAGAGAACUACUCAUUUUCAUUGUAGAAGGCCAGGAUGUAAUUUUACCUUUAAGAACAAAGCAGAUAUGGAAAAGCACAAAACCUAUCACCAGAAGGAUGAGGUGCUUGGUCGUGAUGGCUUCAAGAAGUUUAUGAAGUAUGAACAUUGUGGUUAUAUUGGCUGUCGAUAUUCCAAACUCAGUAACCAUAUCCACUGCAUCAGACCAGGUUGUAUAUAUGUACUGCAUUCUACUGCACAGUUGUUUUCUCACAAGAGGAAGCAUGAACGCCGUGACUUUGAAACUGCUUACAGAAAAUUUCGAGAGGACAGCAAUGACAUGGAUUCUAGUCUACAGUAUGGGGGAAGUCUAGUCGAUGGAAGUCAAUCCUGUGCGUCCAAUAGUCCACUUAGUCAUAUGUCCCUCCCAAUAUCUAUCAAGACAGAAAUCACAGAGGAUGAUUUUAAGGAGGAAAGCUGCGACUCCAAGGUCCCUUUGUCUGAACAGUCAUUAGAGGACAGUAGCUCUGAUGUUAAGAGCCUAAAGUCUGACUGUUCAGAAACUAGAGAGGUGAACAAAUCUGAGGAGGAACCCAUCACUUUGUCUAAGCAUGCAGAUAAACUCAGUGGGGAGAAACUAAAUGAUUCUCUUACUUUGCCUAUACCAGGAUACACAAAUAUGGAAGACAGUACGGUCCCUGGUGCAGGGUCUUUAUCAAUACAAUCAAAGUCAGAGGCCAACGCUGUUCCAGGAUUGAAUGUCUCUUCUUCCAAGGUCAGCCUCCCACACUCCAUCCCACCAAUGCUGUUAUCCAAACCCUCAUCCAAUACUCAGGAAAGGAGAGAGAGAGAUGAAUCUUGGAAAAACUACCUCAUCAGGUAUACAGCCAAUGACCCCUGUAACUCUCGCUGCCAGUACCUGUACAAGGAUCACUAUCACUGUCGAGUAGAGGGUUGUUUGGUGUUAUUCAAAUCCAAGGAUGGUGUACGAGAACAUGCCAGAUUCCAUGAAUUACAAGACCGUAUAACCCCAGUAGCUUACACUAUGUAUACAGACAAUGACACAUGUCCAGAGAGCUGUCAGUACAGUGGCAAACAGAGGCACUACCACUGCAUAUGGUCCGGCUGCACACAUGUUGUACCACAUGAAGGCCCUACAUUUGGCAGACUUGAACACUACCGCAUCCAUGAGUAUGCAAGAAGCUCUGCUGGUAAGACAUAUAAAUCUUCACCUAAAUCAACAGAGGAUACACCUAGAAAGAGAGGUCGACCACCAAAAUACCCUAGAAACACCAUUCCUGUGAUCCCCAAGGUAGAACUUACAGAGUUCGAGAUGCAAAAUUCUUUUGGUGAAGAUCCAACAUUUAUUAAUGGGUUCAAGAAAUUUGAAGAAGAUAAUCCCUGUCCAGAUGAGUUGUGCCUUUACAGAAUGAAGGAACAUUAUCAUUGUGCACGUCCUCGCUGUUACCAGGCCACUGAUAGACUGGAUGUUCUCAAUUUGCAUGCAAAAGAUUUCCAUAGCUUUGUAACCAUUCAUGAAGGUUUUGAAUUCUUUGAUAGAAAUGUCAAUUGUCGCAGACCACAUUGCCACAAUAACAAAGCCAACCGGCAUUUCCACUGUGUGAGACCUAAAUGUGAUUAUUCUUUUGUCCGUCACAGCACCAUGUUACAGCACAACAAGAAGCAUGAGCAGACGGAAACACCCAUCCUGAGCAAAGAGGAACCUCAACCAUCACACUCUGACGUUUCCCCAGCUGGAUUUAUUCCAAUAGCCCCAGCUGAUCCUAAAGCUGUGAUCAAAACAUCAGGGACAUUUUAUCCUUUAUCUAGUAUCUCUUCUGGACAGUCCACAGUUCAGAUAUCUACAGUGGCAAGUUUAGAUUCAACCAUUUUCCAUCCAAUGGCAGUAUCCGGUGCAAUGACUGCUGUGCCCAUGGUAUCAACAGCCAUACCAUCCACUAUGAUUACUGCUGCCCCAGGGCUGAUAGCUAAUACAGGACACCCAUUACCCUUGGCUGUUCUUCUCCAGCAAGGUGGAAACAGUAUACCACAACCCAGCUGGCCUGACCUUAAGAACAAGAUGCAUUAUGGAUUGGAUCAAAAUUGUGGUCGACCAUUUUGUAAGCUAAAAAAGAAAGACCAUUAUCACUGUUUUGAGUGCAAUCAAGCAUUUUCUGACAUGAACAGAGUCAAGGCACAUGUUGCCAAGCAUGGGUUGAAAUUUGGAAAGAAUGAUGCACAGCCAGUAGCUGGAAAGACAGCUUUUCCCAUUACAAUUGCACCAAAGCCUGAUCGAUCACAAAUCAUACCUAAUCAGGAACACAAUUCAUCUGAUUUAAAGAAAGGCCCAGCAGCACAGAACUCUGAUGAUGAACAAAAUUCACUGGAAGGUGAGCUAAAUGCCUCUGAUUCUCUUAAUCUGAAUCCAUCAACCUUUUCAAAUCUUAUAGCUAAAGCUCAGAAAGCUCAUUGCACAUCUGAUCUUCAAAAUAAUAACUGGGAUGAAGAUGAUGAUAUGGAUGGAAAACUGGUGAUUUCAGAAACUGAAACUUGCAAUAAUGUUGAAGAGGAGGCAAUGGAUGAAAGUAGUUUUGAGGCCUCUACAGAAGACAGCAACAUGUCAGAAAAUGUCACAAGCAUUUCUAAGCGAUCAGGAAGAAAACGCAUGAGAACUAAGCAUAAUGAUUUUGUUGACAGUGGUGAAAUUAUUGUCAAGCAAAGAAGAAUAAGCAGUGGUAGCAUUAGUACUAAAAGCAGCAAAGAUGACAGUAUUCCUGAUGGAUACAUCCGUGUCAGACAUAAGGAUGACUGUCAGUUUGUGAAAUGUGCCUACCGCCAGGGAAUCACUCACUUCCACUGCACACGUCCGGAUUGUGGAUACAGCUUUAGUGAUCGAUCUCGCCUUAUCCAACACACCCUAAGGCAUGAGAGGAUUGACAGUUUGACUGGUGGAGAAAUGCAGCAGUUUCGAAUGAACCAGCCUUGUGGACGUGAAGCUUGUGAGUAUGAAGGAAAGGCCUCCCACUUUCACUGUCUGAAAUGCAACUACAACUGCACAGACUCCAGCAAAGUCUUAACUCACCGAAAAUAUCAUGCUAAGUUAGAUAACAUUAACUCACAAGGUUUUCAGAAGUUUGGAGUCAGUGAAAAGUGUGAAGUUUCCAGAUGUCCUUAUGAACUCAAACAGACACAUUACCAUUGCAUGAAAACUGGAUGCAACUAUGCAGUGCUGGGUCCUGCACAGAUUGCAUCUCACAACAUCAAGCAUGCUAACGACUCUCUGUAAAAGUAUUUUCAUCAAACAUUGAUUAAAAAAACAGUUUCCUGUCAAGUUUUAAAGGCACUUGCGAUUCUUACUUUGUAAGUACAUUACUUGUGCAUCAGCUGAUAUGACAUGAAGAAAGCAGUAUGCUUUAAAAUAAUUCACACUUAUUCAAUACUUCUACAUGCAAGAGAAAUGUAAAAUGUGAAGUAGUGGUAGAAGUUUGUUGGUAAUGAAAUGUGAUGUGAAUGCAAAUAUCAAUAAACAUUCCUUUUUGGAUACAUUUAAACCAUAAAUCACUGCAUUGACAACAUAAUCAGUAUUAUUUUUUCAAGGUCAUAUAUUGGUCAUUUGAUACACAGAACUGAUUCGUUGGGGAUAUUUACAAGGAGAGCACCAGUUCUUUCUUGUGUAUACAAUGGUUGCACAAAUAAAUUUCAAGUUUACAAUAAUGCUAUUUUUCCUUUUUACAACUCGACAUACAUUCUAAAUACAUUCCUAUUUUUUUAAACAUUCCUUGGCGGCCUUAUCCAGAAUUGAUAUUUCUGUAUUUUCUGUUUAUUGAGUGGUUUAUUGUAGCAAUUUUUACUGGCAUUGUAUUUUUCAUUUAAGACUUAUUUUGAUUUUAAAUGAAACCUGAUUUCUUUUUGUUGUUGACUGACAUGUAAUCAAUGUAAAACUGCUGAGGUAGUUGUUGUAAAUCAUAUGAUUAAAUAGGAAUAUUCAACAGUAUUACAACAGAUGUCGCACAAUCAUUCCAUAAUUCAUGUAAUGUACAUGGUUUUAUAUACGUAUCUAGACAGAUUUCAUUUCCCAUCCAUGUUUCUCAUAGGCAAAAAAUCAGUGUAUCAAUCAUUAUGUUAUCUAUGAUCAAUGUUUUCAAUUGAAUUACUGUCUCAGGAGUUGUGUCCCUUUAAAAAGCAAUGAAAGUAAAAGUAUAAAUACCAUUUAAUUAGUGUGCAUGUUGUAACAGUAUGGACUGACAUAUAGUGCCUUAGAUACAAUUUAAAACUGCUGUUAUAUAUAUAUAUAUAUAUAUAUAUAUAUAUAUAUAUAUAUAUAUAUCACAAAGCCGAUUGAGUAUACUCGACUAGGUUCUUCAAUUCCUCGGGAGUAUAUGAAAAAUACUCAAUCGCCUUUGUGAUAUUUUUAUUAUACUACAUGUACUACUUGUGUAGAUUUUUCUAUACUUUUAUAUAUAUAUAUAUGUAUCUAUAUGUAUAUAUAUAUAUAUAUUUGCCCUGUUGUCAGUGUGUGAAAUGGAUAUACGUGUGAUUAAUUAGUUUUUCAUUUACCUUUAUGUGCCAAGAUGGUUUAUUAAAUGUGAUUGCGUUUACAUUUGCAGUAUUUGUUUAUUCUGUAAUACAUCAUGUUUUUUCUGUACUUCAUCAAAAUGAUGAUCAAAUUUUAAAAUCUGCUCCUAAUAGUUAGAAUAUUAGGGAACAGGAAUACAGGGGGGAGAACUCCCUGGAUCAGUUGUCUGUUAAGGUCUGUUUGUUGUCUGAUUGAUUCCAUCAUGAUUCUUGACUGAAGGAUUUGAUUCUUUCCUUCUUUAAUUUCCUCUUUACAUGUGUACAUUUUUUUAGUUCUGGAAGUCAGUUGUCCGAUGGCUACACAAGGUUACUUAUACAGAUGUAAACUAAAUACUUUGUAUCUUUGCUAGCCAACAGUGAUGUUUUCCUUUGCCAAGAACUAUGAAAAAGCAGUGGAUUGUCACCCUGGACUUGUAAAGUUGUUAAUGUUUUAUUGUAAAGCCUCACAACAUUCCACAUUCAGGAUCUCUGUUCCAUUUGUGCAUUUCUUAUGUAUAGUACAAUCUACACCUUUUAAGACACAUUUCAUGUCUAUUUUUAAUAGAGUAUCAUUUGGAAACAACAGUCUGUUUUGGGUGUCUGUAAAUCAAUUUACUACAUUCCUCUGUCACUUGCAGGAAGGGGGGGGGGACUAAAUUUUAUUUAUGCUUACUUUGAUGUGAUAUAACUACUGAUAGUCAUAAAGUUGUAGUCAUUUAGAGCCUUCCUGUAGCCAGUUUUGUUUUGUUUAUUUAUAUAUAUUUUACACCUUUUUGUCAUACCAAUUGUUAAAAUAUAUUUACAGCACAUUUGAUUUGUUUGUUCCACUAAUAUUAUUAAUCACGCGUUUUGUACACCACAUUAUAGGUUGUAAGAAAAUGUGAAUAAAUUUUCUGCAUAAAA